AUGUCUCGACCAAACACCAUCUUUGGCGGUGGCUUGAUAGGCACCAGUUUCACCACUCCAGUACAAGUGCAAGAGCUACUUGAUAAGCUCAAGGCCCUGAAAAUCGACCGCAUCGACACGGCAGCCCGGUACUCACCCACGAAUCCCGGCUCCUCGGAACGACUUCUAGGUGAAGUCCGGGCCGCAGAGCAAGGCUUCACUAUCGACACCAAGAUCAAUUCUGGGGGCUCGGCCAGCAGUGAUGGAUCAGGAAGCCUAACUGCAGCUGCGAUCAAUAAAUCAAUCGACGAGAGUUUUAACCGGCUCAAGGUCGAUAAAGUGGAUAUUCUAUACUUCCAUCGCCCGGAUCCUCAGACGCCUAUUGCGGAGCAGGCGGCCGAAAUUCAACGGCAAUAUCUAGCAGGUCGAUUUGAGAAGUUUGGUCUUUCCAAUUUUCCACCAGAAUUGUUGGCAGAGUUUCUUGCAGUGUGCGAAAAAGAAGACUAUAUCAAACCUAGUGUGUACCAAGGCCUGUACAAUCUACUCAGCCGCCAGAGUGAGAAGUCCUUGUUCCCUCUACUCCGACAGCAUGGUAUUGCAUUCUAUGCUUAUAGCCCUCUCGCUGGAGGCUUCCUGACUGGACGAGCAACUCGAGGGGACGUCGAAGGAACUAGAUACGCGGCCGAUAAUCAAAUUGCGAAAAACAUGAAUGCUAUGUACGAUAAGCCGGACAUGCACGAGGCGAUGACUGAUCUUCUGGACACCAUCGAGCCCCUUCAAAUCUCCGGUUCGGAGGCCUGUCUGCGCUGGCUUUAUUACCAUUCCAUCUUGCGUGAAAGUGACGGAGUUAUCCUCGGCGCUAGCAAAGUCCCACAGAUUGUGCAGAACGCAAAUGAUGUGUCCAAGGGGCUGUUGCCACUGGAGGUCGUGCACAAGAUUGACACGCUCUGGGAAAAGAUUCGAUCAUGA
This is a messenger RNA of Penicillium atrosanguineum, 948 nucleotides long. RefSeq names its product aldo/keto reductase family protein. The transcript has 3 exons. Gene Ontology annotation, cellular component: cytosol. Bases 1 to 948 code for a protein of 315 amino acids. NCBI's taxonomy places the organism in Eukaryota, Fungi, Ascomycota, Eurotiomycetes, Eurotiales, Aspergillaceae. The record is from RefSeq and is a predicted model, not a curated record.